Rhodotorula toruloides NP11 is the source of this 1401-nucleotide messenger RNA. Its product is annotated as Dol-P-Man:alpha-1,6-mannosyltransferase, glycosyltransferase family 76 protein. The record is from RefSeq and is a predicted model, not a curated record. Gene Ontology annotation, biological process: GPI anchor biosynthetic process. Gene Ontology annotation, cellular component: mannosyltransferase complex; endoplasmic reticulum membrane. Gene Ontology annotation, molecular function: GPI mannosyltransferase activity; alpha-1,6-mannosyltransferase activity. The transcript has 4 exons. NCBI's taxonomy places the organism in Eukaryota, Fungi, Basidiomycota, Microbotryomycetes, Sporidiobolales, Sporidiobolaceae. The coding region runs from base 1 to 1401 and encodes 466 amino acids.
AUGUCGCUGCCCGCUUCGUUCUCUCUCCCCUCUUCCCUUUCACGCAUGUCCUUGCCGUCUCGCUGGCGAGAUGAGGCGCUUGCUCACCCGACACGGACGAUAGUCUUCGCUAGCCUCGCGCUGCGCUGCCUGACAAGCCUCCUGCUGCUGCUCAUCUUCUCCCUCGUCCCCUCCUUCGACGCCUCCGCCGCGACUCUCUCGCAUGCUGUCUCGCCUUACCUGCAGCCGUUCGUGCGAUGGGACACCGUCUACUUCGUCAACAUCGCGCUCGAGGGGUACACCCACGAGCAGAGGGCGGCGUUCAUGCCAGGGCUGCCUGGGUUGAUGAGGGCAGGUGGGGAGGGAAUUCGCUGGCUCAGGGGCGGGAAGGGCGUAGCGAGCGGUGACGACGUCGUACUGGUUGGCAUGGCUGCUACAGCGGUAGCCACGAGCGCUGCGGCAGUCGUCCUUCACCGCCUGACGGUCCGACUCUUCCCACGACAGCCAGCGUUUGCCUUGACGACCGCUUGCCUCUUCCUUCUCGCACCGGGCCGACCAACGCUCCAUGCCGUCCCUUACACGGAACCGUUCGCCGCCCUCUUCACCUUCCUCGGCAUGCUCCUCUUCUACAAGAACCGCGACGUGUUGGCAGCGGUCGUGUGGGCGCUGGGCACGACAAUGCGGGCCCAGGGGGUCGUGCUUGGUGUUGGCUUCUUUGGGUGGAAAUGGGUGUUGCGGAGAACUUGGGACGGGACUUUGAGCGGGCGAUUCCAACGCUUUGCAACCGGCGUCCCCAUCUUCGCCGCCCUCUCCUUCCUCUCCUCACUGCCCUUCCUCGCCUUCCAGCGCUACGUCUACACCCUCUUCUGUUCCGACCCGUCAUCCUUGCGUCCAUGGUGCACCCAAGGACUCGGCUUCAGCUACGGUUGGAUCCAGAGCGAGUACUGGGACGUCGGCUUGUUCCGCUAUUGGACCAUUUUACAGCUCCCAAAUUUCCUCCUCGCCGCGCCCGUCCUCGCCCUCUCGCUCGCCGCAUCCCACUCGUUCUACCGCUCCACCUUCGCCUUCACCCUCCGCUCGACUCUCCCGUUCCUCCCUCUCUCGCUCGCACCGCCUCGUCCGUCACGCAAGUCCAACCCCUCCUCACCUCUCACACACCCCUCCUCGCCCUCCGCAGCUCUCGCUCUAAUCCCCCUCAUCCACCUCCACACCCUCCUCACCCUUCUCCUCCUCACAACCGCCCACGUCCAAAUCAUCCUGCGCGUAUGCGUAACGAAUCCCGUGUUUUGGUGGUACGCUGCGGAACUCGUUUGCUCGACAGAGGGAGGGAAGAAGCGGUGGGGGAGGAGGUGGGUCGGGUAUUGUGUCGUUUGGGGAACUGUCGCGACGGGCUUAUGGGCUGUCUUUCUCCCUCCUGCGUAG